CGCGUCCGUGUCCGGUAAACCGCAUAAACGUCCGUCUUCCGGCUCUGGAUGAGAGGUUAGCUCUCUGUCCAAGCCGACCGUGCUGAAAAUGGCUGUGGAGUUUUUGAUGAAUCGGCUUAAGGCCUUGCUGGUGCUGCUUUUCGGAAUAUUUAAGCGCGCGAUGUGCUGCCUCCGACGUCGAAGACGAUCGUCUUGCGACUCUGUGCCCUUGUCCAACGUCGGCGUGGUACCGAGUGUUCUCACUAUCCCGAUGGAAUUAGAGCAGUGGGAUAAUUGGGAAGAAAACCCAAUCAUUGUUAUACCGGACAAGCCGGUUAAUACUGUACAAGCUAAGAUAGAGCAAUAUCGACAACAAGUAACUAAGUCUCCUGAAACACCCACUGAAGAACAGCUUAACUUUUUUGAGGAUAUGACUCCAAAAAUCACUAGACAAACAAAGAUUCUAGUAAAGGAUAAGAAUGCAGAUGGCUCAUCUUGCAACAUUGCAAAAUUUACAGCUAUGGAUCCUGUUCCGACUAAUGAAUUAGGAGAAUGGGAAGAAAACUCGGCUGGUUGGGAAGUAGAUGAUUUUAAUGAUCCUACCAAAGUGCUGCGAGAGCAAAGAAGAAGAGAACGGGAACAGCGAUUAAUAGAGCAGCAUCAGAAAAGGCUGGAACGUACUGCAAAACCACAAGCCCUGGGUGCAAAACUGUGUUCCUGAUGCGAGACCAGAAAUAUGUGGAAAUUAAUAUCAAAAUAUACAAUAAUGUACAAUUUAAUGGGAUACAU
Cyphomyrmex costatus is the source of this 768-nucleotide messenger RNA. RefSeq names its product receptor-binding cancer antigen expressed on SiSo cells. The transcript has 4 exons. Gene Ontology annotation, cellular component: secretory granule. Bases 89 to 700 code for a protein of 203 amino acids. NCBI's taxonomy places the organism in Eukaryota, Metazoa, Arthropoda, Insecta, Hymenoptera, Formicidae. The record is from RefSeq and is a predicted model, not a curated record.